Messenger RNA from Perca flavescens (yellow perch), 1722 nucleotides. RefSeq lists its product as uncharacterized. NCBI's taxonomy places the organism in Eukaryota, Metazoa, Chordata, Actinopteri, Perciformes, Percidae. Bases 284 to 1162 code for a protein of 292 amino acids. The transcript is spliced from 7 exons. The record is from RefSeq and is a predicted model, not a curated record.
AGUAUCUUUUUUUUUUGUGAAGAGAUUUGAGGCACCAUGCAAAACGGCUUUAUUUUUUCUUCUGAUUAUUUGGAACUCAUCCCCUUUCUCCUCAGAACAUUCAGCCACAAAUCACCUUCAAUUCUCACUGGGAUGUCAAGCUGUGAUACCCUGUCAAGAUUACAGAAGUGAUUUAAACGCUUUAACAUGGAAUUACAAGAAAGAUGAACAUCAUCAACCAAUCCUGAUAUAUUUUCAAGAUAAAAAUGGAAUACAACACCAUCAGCAACUCUUCCGCUCCAGAAUGAAGGUGUCCCGCAAUGGUUCCUUGGUCAUUGAUCAUUUCACAGAGGAUGAUCAAGGCCUUUACUCGUGUGAGAAACCGUAUAGUGACACAGUCAUCACCGUGAAGAAAGAAAUUCUGAAAGAAACUGGUAAGACAGUCUACGUUAUUGCAGGCAGAGAUUUUACUCAUGCAUGUCCGGGUGAAUUGAUUAACUUAAAAUGGACAUUUAAAGCAAGUAACAUGACAUCAGAAUUAGACUUUGUGACUUCCAACAAGUCUAUACACAUUGUAAAUGUCAAAAGAGCAGAUGCUGGGAAAUAUACCUGCUGGAAAAGUGGAUGUAAUGGACACAGGCAGAAACUGCUUACAAUCAACUUGUGUGUAAUAACAGUACACCACGGUGAUGAUUCCUUUGUUUCUUGUACUGUGAUGUGUGACAUGGAAUUCAGUAACAUCAAACCAAACAGCACACUUUAUUUGGAGACAGGCACAAGGACAAUGCUUGUAGAUACAAAUGGAAUAAAUUGCAGUGCAAAGCAGAUGUCUGAUGGAUGCAGUUCAGUUAACAGCACUCAUGGACCAUCAAAUGCUUUAAACAUAACAACAGAUAUACCCACAGAGCUUGAAUAUCUGAUUCCAGUUGUUUAUGGAACAUCGGCAGCCCUUACAUGUCUUAUUUUAAUGGCACUUUUAAUUUGCCACCUCAGACAAAGAUUGUGGGCAGCGUUUCCUGUUCACCCUUGUUGCUGGGGCUUGAAUAGCAGGGUGGAAGAGGAGACUUCAGUGGUUUAUUCAUCAGUUGUCAUCAGGAAACCUGCUAAGACAACAAACAACCAUAUGAGCUGUGACAGUAGUUGUGUGUAUAGUGAAAUAAAAGUACAGAGAACGAUUCCAUAAAUGCUACUGUUAUAAUGAUAGCUCACAUAGUCUUUCACGAGAAAAAGUGUUUGCAACUUCACCCAUGCGGUUCUAAAGGGGAUUUUUGAAGCUUUGGGUCGGAUUAGGAAGUUUCCUAACUGGGUGAAAUGAUCCAAGCGGCACCUGUGGGAGCGGGUUGUAUUCUCUACACAAUAAAAAUGUAAUGUAUAUUUACUGAUAUUGUAGCUGCAGCGCAUACAGAGGUUGAAAAGAAAGAAUACUCAUAUAUUUAUGCACGUACUGUAUGUACAUUUAUGGGAUAUUAUACUUUACUUGAGUAUUUACGUGCAUUGGCCAGGGAGAUAUAUUGUACCCUUUAACUCACUACAUUAAUUUGACAAGCAUAGUCACCUUGAAGAUUAAACAUGAUUAAAACAUAGAUUAGCUUGUUCAAAUCAUCUCCACCUCGACCAGCUACAACAAUUAUUGUGGCUUGCACGUUAAUCAUUCCAUGUCCUGUCACUGCAAGCGUCUCAUGCUUAUAUCCCUUAGUACAUUCAUGUGGAUUUUUAAUUUAUAAUUUUAUUUAGUAUUUUUUC